This is a messenger RNA of Mauremys mutica (yellowpond turtle), 9034 nucleotides long. It is a transcript of the gene EXOC6B, whose product is annotated as exocyst complex component 6B. Gene Ontology annotation, biological process: Golgi to plasma membrane transport; exocytosis; intracellular protein transport. Lineage: Eukaryota; Metazoa; Chordata; Testudines; Geoemydidae. The record is from RefSeq and is a predicted model, not a curated record. Gene Ontology annotation, cellular component: exocyst; membrane. Bases 47 to 2482 code for a protein of 811 amino acids. The transcript has 22 exons.
CUGGGGGUGGGUGAGGCUCGCUGUGUCCCAGCCGGGCCCGGAGCCCAUGGAGCGGGGGAAGAUGGCGGAGCUGGAGAGCCUGGAGACGGCGGCGGAGCACGAGCGGAUCCUGCGGGAGAUCGAGAGCACGGACACGGCCUGCAUCGGCCCCACGCUCAGGUCUGUCUAUGAUGGCGAAGAGCACGGUCGUUUCAUGGAAAAGCUGGAAGCCCGAAUUCGAAACCACGACCGAGAGAUUGAGAAAAUGUGCAACUUCCAUUACCAGGGCUUUGUAGAUUCUAUCACGGAGCUCCUGAAAGUUAGGGGAGAAGCCCAGAAGCUUAAGCAUCAAGUGACAGACACGAAUAGAAAACUGCAGAGUGAAGGGAAGGAAUUGGUAGUAGCAAUGGAAGAGCUGAAACAAUGUCGACUACAACAGAGAAAUAUUUCUGCUACCGUCGAUAAACUAACAUUGUGUCUUCCUGUUCUGGAGAUGUACAGCAAACUGAGAGAGCAAAUGACAUCUAAAAGACAUUACCCUGCGUUGAAGACAUUAGAGCACCUUGAGCAUACGUACUUGCCACAGGUGAGCCACUACCGCUUCUGCAAGAUCAUGGUGGAUAAUAUCCCUAAACUGCGUGAAGAGAUAAAAGACGUUUCCAUGUCAGACCUCAAAGACUUCCUGGAGAGUAUUCGUAAGCACUCUGACAAGAUUGGAGAGACGGCAAUGAAACAGGCCCAGCAGCAAAGAAACCUGGAUAAUAUUGUAUCUCAGCAUCCCAGGAUAGGUGGUGGAAAGAAAUAUAAGAAAGAUGUCUGUGCAAGCUCAGAUCUGGAGGUGAAAAACACUAGCCCCAUGUCUGAACAGGAUUCGGGGAUCCUGGAUGUUGAAGAUGAGGAUGACGAUGAAGAGGUGCCUGGUGCCCAGGAUUUGGUGGAUUUCUCGCCCGUGUACCGAUGCUUGCACAUCUAUUCUGUACUGGGUGCCAGAGAAACCUUUGAGAACUACUACAGGAAACAGAGAAGAAAACAGGCUAGACUGGUGCUUCAGCCCCCCUCAAAUAUGCACGAAACUUUAGACGGCUACAGGAAGUAUUUUAAUCAAAUUGUAGGCUUUUUUGUAGUUGAAGAUCACAUCUUACAUACGACCCAGGGCUUGGUCAAUAGAGCCUAUAUCGAUGAACUGUGGGAAAUGGCUCUGUCAAAAACUAUUGCCGCACUAAGAACACAUUCAUCUUACUGUUCUGACCCAAAUCUGGUAUUAGACUUGAAGAACCUCAUAGUUCUGUUUGCAGAUACACUCCAGGGGUAUGGCUUCCCUGUAAACCAGCUGUUUGACAUGCUACUGGAAAUCAGAGACCAAUAUAGUGAGACUCUGCUAAAGAAAUGGUCAGGAGUUUUCAGAAAUAUACUUGAUUCAGAUAAUUACAGUCCUAUACCCGUAGCUAAUGAAGAACUUUAUAAGAAGAUAAUAGGACAGUUCCCAUUCCAGGAUCCAGAGCUGGAAAAGCAACCGUUUCCAAAGAAGUUCCCCUUUUCUGAGUUUGUGCCUAAGGUUUACAAUCAGAUUAAAGAAUUCAUCUAUGCCUGUCUAAAGUUCUCAGAAGAUCUUCACCUGAGCUCCACGGAGGUCGACGACAUGAUUCGAAAAUCAACCAACUUGCUGCUGACUCGAAUGCUGAGCAACUGUUUGCAGACUGUUAUUAAGAGGAGAAACACAGGGCUGACAGAGCUUGUGCAGAUUAUUAUAAAUACGACUCAUUUGGAGAAAUCCUGCAAGUUCCUAGAAGAAUUCAUAACCAAUAUCACCAACGUACUCCCAGAGACUGUCCAUACUACCAAACUCUAUGGCACUACCACCUUCAAGGAUGCCCGCCAUGCUGCAGAGGAAGAGAUUUACACUCAUCUGAACCAGAAGAUAGACCAGUUUUUGCAGCUGGCAGAUUAUGACUGGAUGGCCACUGAACCGGGCAGCAAAGCCAGCGAUUACCUGGUAGAUCUCAUUGCUUUCCUGCGCAGCACCUUUGCUGUGUUCACACACCUACCUGGUAAGGUGGCUCAGACUGCAUGUAUGUCUGCAUGCAAACACUUAUCCACUUCACUGAUGCAGCUGCUGCUAGAAGCUGAAGUGAGGCAGCUUACAUUGGGGGCCUUACAGCAAUUCAACCUGGAUGUAGAGGAGUGUGAACAGUUUGCCAGAUCCGGGCCAGUGCCUGGGUUCCAAGGGGACACACUGCAGUUGGCCUUCAUCGACUUGAGACAACUUCUAGAUCUGUUCAUCCAGUGGGACUGGUCAACGUAUUUGGCUGACUACGGGCAAACCACAUGCAAAUAUCUUCGUGUGAACCCAACGACAGCCCUUAUCCUGCUGGAAAAGAUGAAAGACACCAGCCGUAAGAACAAUGUCUUUGCGCAGUUCCGGAAGAAUGAGAGGGACAAGCAGAAGCUGAUAGACACUGUGGCUAAACAGCUCCGAAGUCUGAUCAACAGCCAUCAUUUGUGAGGGUAGUCAGCUGCUUGGGAUGGGAUUUUGGGAUUUCAGGACAGUGCUAAUCUCUGCACUGCAGCCUCCAUGCGCCUGGAUUUGGGAUUCCUGUUUAAAGAGAAUAUAUGUAUUUUUUUAUUCACAUGUAUAGUAUUCAUGGAACCGACUCUUAUGAAAAAAUGUUGCUAGGCGAAUAAUCAAAUGGUGAUAUUGCGGCAUUGUUUGUACUGCUGCAGUGCAGGGUGGGGUCAUGGUUUCCCACUAUAAGCUCCUAUUUUCAGGGGUUUAUAACUUGACCGUAAAGGCUGAAACUUGAGAUAAAAGUUCAUGCCCCGAUGAUUUUUUGCAACCAAAUUCAGAGAAUCCAUUUGACUUUUCUUUGUUAAGUUAUUCAAGUGCAGAAAAAAAAAUGUAGGGAGCAUUGUGGUUUCCGAUGCUUUUCCUCCACUCCCGUAGCUCGGCUACGCCUUUGCAAAUGGAAAGAGUGCGGCUUGUGAGCUCGUAUUGCAGAUGAGUGUAUUGGGUGUAUUUAGGAAGGGAGGGCAAACAAAUGCAAAACCAUUCACUUUGUUUUGUUGAUGUGCAUGCUAACUUCAUCCUUAGUCUGCAGACUCCUGGCAGGAGAAGGACACUAAACAGAUCCAUCAGGUCUGUAACUGGACCUGGAUGCUGUAAUCUGGAAUAACUCUUUAGGAGCUGCUGUUGUCUUUUGCAAAGACACUACCUGAAAGAGCUUGAGAGCUACAUCGUCAUCAAAUGGGAUUGGAGAGAGCCACAGAAUAAUACUGCUCCAAUGGCCUGACCUUGUGGUGCCAAGUUUGCACUGGGCUGUCGCUUCGUUGUGAUUCAGCAUAGUCCUGUGAUGCUAACGUUGCAGGGAAGAAAACCAACGCUCUGCAAACAGCGUGAGGACAUCAUGCCACAAUUUUGCCUUUCUCUGCAACUGUGUUUGAUGCUGUCUCCUGUCUUCCCCCUUCCCGAAUGUUUGGAGGGACAUCCCAGUGACUCUAGUUAGGUUGUGGGGAGCACUGAGCAAACAGACUUUUGCAGUACGUAGGGUACUGCUGUUACUAGCAUAACCGGUGGAGAUCUGAACAGACUCCUGGGCACUCCUGAGUCACAUGGGACUCCAAGAGCACUCCGCUGAAUAUUCAAGCUCAAAUAUCCACUUGGUAAAAAGUGCCUAAGGGCAAAAUUCUUCUCUCUUGUCUGUAGCAAGUAUCUGUUCCAUAUUCCUCCCUCCUCCUCUGCAUAAGACUCCCAUUGAAGCCAACGGGAGUGCUUGUGUACAGAAUGUAUGCUGGCAGAGAAAUCCACUCUGCCUGAUAGAGGAGACUUUUGCCCUUACCUUGUAUUUACCUACUAGACUGUAACUACUCUCAGGGGGGACACAUCUAGUGGGUCCCUCUUUAAUAUCAAAUCCCGAUACAAAAAUAUUCUAGUGAUAGAGAGUCCCUUUUCUGUAGGAGUAGGCAUGCCAAGCUCCAGAUUUGCCUAAAACUAAUAACAUUACAGGGAGCCAUUAAGAUCUUUAAUGUAUACAUAGCCACAUCAGUACCGCUGCUUCAACACUUACCAUAAACUUAGUACAGGGUUUGUUUGGUUUUUUUACAUCGGUUUAAAUUAGUUCGGUUGUUGUUAUUCUCACCACAAUUAUUUUUUGAAAAAGCCAAUGCACUUUUUCUAGCCUUCAGAGAGAGAUUUAGUGUUAACCUCUUUCUCCCUCAAGUCUUCAUAUCAUGCAGGUGACGGAACUUGUUUAAAUACGAUGCACAAUGCAAAUUGUCUGUAAUGUGCAAGGUGACGGCUGGCUCUCCAGGCCGCGUUCAGUCCCUCUUCCUUUCGACCACUCGUGCUGAUUCUGCAUUUUCUGGCUCCAGUGCUGGUGCCACUGUCCAACACAUAUUUAAGCACAGGGUGGACCAGGAGGUUAUUUUUUAUUUGUCUUUCCUAAUGACGAUUUUUUCCAAUGUUCCUCAGCCAUGCGUUUUUUAUAAGGGUACGUGUUACUUGGCCUGAAUGUCAAUAGCCACGUUUGUAAGCAGCGAACUUCUGCUACUGGCUACAUCCAAGUGAUGGGAUAAGUAUGCGGGGUCUUUUUUAUACUUGGGAGGGCUGUAUAUUGGCAUUUCCCUUGUGUUUUCUUUUUGAAUAUAGCUUAAAAAUGCCUCCAAAGCACAGAUUCUGAAGGAUGGUGAAAGCGACAUGGGUGAAUUGGAAAUUGGCAUGGGUGGAAAGGGACCUGCAGCAGCAAGCUGGAGGGAUCUGCAAGCCAAAGAACUGCUCUGCGAGCAAACGCUUUCCUCAACAUGGGGGGCACAGAUGUGAACUGGACUGGUUCCCCAUUCAGACCCUACGCUAGCUCUAAAAUGCUACAUAUGGUCGUGCUCCAAACUGUCAGCAAGGAGUUCCAUGCUCUGCCCUGUUCCUUUAUAUUUCGACCUAGAAAUUUGUACUGUCCCCAACGAGAUUGUGAAGGUGGAGCUGGCAAACCCAGCUUCUCCCAUGCCAGGAAGAUGUUGUAUGCAGACUCCUCAAGCCCCUGGGUUCACCUGACUUGAUGAAAACAGUUGAGAGUCUGAGUGUCCUGAACCCACCCCACCUGCAAAGUCUUGUGAGUCAUUGGUUGCAGCAGCUAGAUGGACAGUGCUGUCUCCAGGGGAGAGUCUGCAGCAUCUCUGGUUUCAGGGUGCUGCUCAAUGCAAGAGGAGAAUUCACAAGCUUCUGGGACAAGACGACCUACAGUGAAAACUCCUCUUAGCUACUGAAAAAGGGAAAAAGCAGAUCUGCUUUGAAAAUCUAGUGUAAGGGCCAGAAGGCCUGGUUUCUUAGCAAACCCAGGAAGUGUCACCAGACACAUCGCCAGUCACGGUGCCCAGUACUCUUGCAAAGCUCUGUCCCAUCAGUAUCAAACACAAGGGGACAAAGAUGUGAUUUACUCCUCCCACAAAUGGAAAAGGCAGGUUUUCCCCUUCUGUGCUGCUGUCACAUUCUGCAGGGCUGUGAAGAGGGAUUCUGCGUGGACGCAGGAGGGGGGGACAUGACUGAGACGCAAACACGCAUCAGAUGCAAGAGAAACUUCCCACAUUAAAAUAAAUAUAGAGAUUUAAAAAAAAAAAAACCAUCAAAAACCCAUGGCAGCCCCGUGCUGAAAAAAAUAGGAGAGAUUUGAGUCCACAAGGCACUUAAGGGCCAUAAAUAGUAACGAGCACUUUAAAAUCCUUUGGAAUCAUGCUGCUGCAGCUGCUGGCAACAGUAUAAAUGAGCAUCAGCAAGCAUGACAAAUAAGGCGCUCUGGCAUUUCCAGUUUUUUAUUAGGAGGAGGAGAGACUGUCAAACACAAUUUUUAGUCGUGUUUGUCAGCCACUGACUUUGCUGCGGGGCAGGGUGUAGGUUUUGCUGGUGGUGAUUAUUUUUUCUCCACUCCUUGUUAAAUGAUGGGAAGCGGGGUGGGAGGGGGGGAACGGGAGAGUGGGAAACGCCCCCAAAUGUGUACCUCAGGCUGAUAGCUAGGGGAGGGGUUACCAUGCUGGAGUAGGUGUUAGCAGAGAAAAGCCGCCAGCUGUUAAACUCAUGCUUCAGGCUUUAAAAUUCAGAGUUAUUCCAAGGUGUAGGCUCCAUUUUCCACUGAAAGAUUCCACUUGGUGCCUAAUUAAUAUAAAAAACAAAGUAAACAGAAUCCCUGAGCCAAACCUUUCAGCCGUGACCCCAGCCAGCACCGAACCUUCCGUGACCUGAAGCUGGGCUCUGUCCUGUCUCCGCCAAGCUUAAUUUAAAGAGGAGUACAGUGGCCUGCACAGAGUUUAAAAAGCUAGGAAAUGAAUGCUGUUUGGACAGGCCAUGCAAAACGCCUGGACCAGGAUCAUGUGAACUGGCUCUGGCGUUGAGGAGUUUCUGCUGGGAAAGCAGUCCCCGCCAAGUUGGAGAUUCAGAGAGUCUCUGAUUUCGGGAGGUCAAACUCCUAACCACAAGUCACUUCACGGGGAUGAAAAAUUGAAUUUUGGUGCUCUGUUCCUAAUUAACUUUUUGUUCCAAGAGAUGCAGUCCCGUCCCUUCAAAAUAAAAUUAAUCUUUUAAACAGAUUGCUUAAAAAGCUUUGGAAGACAUUUAAAAUCCCCUGUAACUCUCUUACUAAUGAUUUGUAUCCUCUGAUACGAAUGGUAGAGCCUACGAGGGAAAGAUUAUUAUAAAUGCACAAGACGGGGGCAGGAGCAGAACCCACCACUCUAACGAUAGACCCGUGCCUCCCAAAUCAAACAGUGCUGCUAUUAAUGUACCCAUGUACAUAUAUGAACAGCCCUUCGGUUUUUUAAGUCAUGCUAGAGAAGACGGGGUUAUUUUUCCCCCCUACAAAGAUGUCUAAGCACCAGUUGAAGACAGUUCCGCUCCCUGAGAUGUACCCAGGUAUCGUCUUUGUAAGCUUAGGUGACACGCUUCUGACAGGCUAUGCAUUGGGAAUAGGUUUUGUAUGUAAUGCACUAACUUACAGACACAUUGUACCAGUGCGUAGGGAGGCGGGCGGGUGGCUGGGGGUUCAUUCUCUAGUGCUGGAGUUCAAGUCACAAAAGCUCUUAGCAAUUUUGCACUUUGUUUUAAAUCUGACCCCAGUCCUGUUCUCUGUUGCAUUGUUCGGUGUUUGCUAAAAGCUAGGCUGUCUGCGCACAUACAAAAAUGACUGCGUUAACAAAUGUCAGAUCUGAUAGAUGGGACAUUUUUGUCCAGUUCCAAAACUGUUUGUGGGACACUGAGUCACAUUCAAAGCUGAUGCUUAAAUGGAGGCAUUACAAGUACUGCCAAAGAUUCCAUGUAUGGAUGGAUGUGUGGGUGGGAGGGCAUGGUACCCCAUCCAAAAUCUGCUAGCUUGGAUCAAUAAUCUUGGCCUUCAAAGACUUCUCUGUUCCCUUUCCGAUGGUUCAGUUGGAAUGAGUUGUCGUCAACAAAUCAGAAUUUAAUUUCCAGCCCCAAGGCAAAGCCAUUCUGAGUGUAACAUCAUUUAUUUCAGCACCAGACUUAAAUGAGGGGAAAAUGGGCAAGCAAUGGGGAAUUGGCAAUGGGAGUUAUUUUCAGCUCCCAAAACUCUGCUGAUUAAAGGGGUGGAGGGGCAACUCCUUUUCUCAAGCAGCGACCAAUUCUGCCACAUGUAUCUUCACUUUGCCAUUACUGUAUCUCUAGAUCGUUUCUUUCCUAGCUUCGGAAUUCUCCUUCAGUCACUGCCCGGCUUUUUCUAGUUGGUUCCAGUCCUAGCACUUGCAAGGAGACUAUGCACUGGAGAAACAACCACUUUCCAUUCAUCCCACCCAUGGGCUGGGCCAGUUCUAUUAGGCAAACACCUCAUCAAAGAAGAACAUGUUCCAAGGCUUCAUUUACUCCCCCGCACUUUCAGGACCAGUUUCUACAUGCCCUUGGGAUACCAAAACGCCCUCGCUCACCCUCCAGCGAUGGGGUGUAAAUUGCGGUUUAUCCCAAAUCUUGGGAGGCAAAGGGAAACCAUCUAAUUCAUGAAUUCAAGGUGGAAAAGACCCUCCAUGUUGCAAACUCUGAGCCGUUUUCAUGGGUUUUGUUUUUUAAAGUGGGAUGAUUCUGCGGAUGUCUGCAUUUGUGUCUAUAGGGGGUGAAGUGCUCACCCACGGAACACUAAACUAAGGGAUCAACAGAGACUACGCCUCACACCUGUUUCAUAGGUUUAAACGGCAGAAGACACUUGCUGUUGCUGCUUGGGUUUUUUUUACCUGAUCCCUCCCAUCCAAGGCCUGGUCUUAACCACAAAAUGUUCGGUUAUAACGUGGGUGCGAAGAGUCGAGUUAGCUGACCCGACGCUGAUUGUGACUGUGGUUGACAGAGGUGGUGGUCAGCAUGCUGUUAGCUAGUCAUGGGUUAAACCCUGGUUCCAGUUGAGUUUAAUCAUCAGGAGCUGAGACGAUGCAUCUGUUCCAGGUGUCCCCUUGGUCCCGCCUUUGCCCUCAUUAGACACACGGGCCUGAUUCUCGUUUACAAUAAGGCCCCUUUAAGCUGCCAGUGUGGUGUAAAGGGACCUUGGCAUAACUGGGAUUCAUACCAGUGUGACUCUACGCCUGCCCUCCAGCGGCUCUGAAUGUAAAGAGACAGCCCUGCAGACCGUUCUGUCUAGACCAUUCUGCGCUUAGUGAGGUAGUGCUUCUACUUAAUCAGGAUUUACAUCUGCACUUAAUUGCUUUCUAGUUUUGCUUGUCCCUCUGAUUUUAUAUCUCUCCCCCCCCCCCAUGCACCCCUCAGUGUCCAUUGGCUGCUCAUGUUGCCUUUAUGGGCAGGGGGUGGGAGGGGAGGUUUAUUUUAUAACCUAAUGUGGUGAAAACAGCUUUUUUUGCACAAGUCGUUGCACAAUAAGGGGAAUACUUAGUAAAUUAGGUUUAACUUUAAAGGGAACAUGUUUUUUCCUUAAAACUCACUAGCGGAGCUACUGAUUAAAAAUGGACUGCAUGGUUUACAGAUUAAAAUGCAUUAGAAAUUAGCAUGUUGAUUUCAACUGUACAUUUAUCCUAUUGUAACUUCUAUUAAAUAAUACAUCAUAUAAAUCCGGUUAAACGUGCUGAA